Messenger RNA from Didymella exigua CBS 183.55, 2604 nucleotides. RefSeq lists its product as uncharacterized. Gene Ontology annotation, cellular component: cytosol; plasma membrane; cytoplasm. The record is from RefSeq and is a predicted model, not a curated record. Gene Ontology annotation, biological process: ubiquitin-dependent endocytosis. The coding region runs from base 1 to 2604 and encodes 867 amino acids. Gene Ontology annotation, molecular function: ubiquitin protein ligase binding; protein-macromolecule adaptor activity. Lineage: Eukaryota; Fungi; Ascomycota; Dothideomycetes; Pleosporales; Didymellaceae. The transcript is spliced from 2 exons.
AUGACUUCCAGCUCCCAUCGCGACUCCGUCUCCUCCAACUCCCCAGCGCCCAGCAGAUCGUUCCUGUCGCGACUGAAAUCGCCCUUGUCCUCCAAGUCGCGCAACUUCACCGACUUCUACAUUCAGUCAGACGACCCACAUCGCCAGUACGUUCCGGGAGACAUAAUAAGUGGAACCGUCAUCAUCAAGGUUGUCAAGCCUCUGAGGAUCACGCAUCUGGUCGUCUCGCUGCACGGCUAUGCACAGGUGUUCAAGAACCCAAAUACGCCAGGCGAUGCGUACAAGAACUACUCGACAACAAUUGGGUCAGGGAGAGGGAAGAGGCAGGGAAGCUACUUUGGAAAUGGCUUCGUAUCACUUUUUGAGGACGAGGUAGUCCUCUGUGGUGAGGGCAAGCUCGCAGAAGGUGUCUACCAUUUCAACUUCGAUUUGGAGUUCCCUUCAAAAGGCUUGCCAAGCAGUAUUGACUUCGAACGGGGUACAGUAUGCUACAUGUUGACCUCGACGUUGACAAGGCCGACAACCAUGUCGCCUACCACGACAUGCGAUGUCAAGGUCACUCUCCGCGAUGUGAUUGAUGUUGCACCAGUUGCAGAGCCCAAACCUCGUGUCAUAUCCUUGGAACCUAUCUCACGACGCACACGGACUAAGCCUCCUCGGAAACGAACAGAUACCGGGGCAUCGGAAAGUGUUCCACCCACACCUGGCAGUAGCACCGAAACGCCACGAUUAGCCCCACCAAGGUCAGAGCCUGGAAAUGGAUCGCCUGAAGGAACUAUCAAUCCACGCAGCCCCUCCCCAAGUGAAACAAGUUUUGCAAGUCAUAUGAGCAGCAGUGGUGCUUCAGGCACGGAGUACGGCAUCCGGUCUGUCAACACCGUGACCGACGCCGGUGGCUCCGUAGCUGCUAGUGGCAGCCGACCGACCGUGAGAGGGAAGACCAUCACGGCUACAAUCGACGUUCUAAAGGGCGGGUUCCUCAGCGGCGACCAAGUACCCAUCCGAGUCACUGUCAAUCACAACAAGCACAUAAGGAGUCUGAAGGGCAUCAUCGUCACCCUCUACCGUCAGGCAAGGGUAGACAUGCAUCCAGCCCUGCCUGUUGCACCCAAUAGCAAAGGCGACAAAACAAAAUCAGAAGAGUAUUAUCCUAAAUCUAGGACAGGGCUCGGCGGUUUGUCGCUAUCGUCGGCAGGAUCGAGUCAUACUUUCCGCAAAGACUUGGGCCAAUCGUUUGCACCACUGUUUGUCGACCCCAGGACGCUCACUGCAGACAUCAAGUGCUCGGUCAGAGUGCCAGACGACGUGUUCCCGACGAUUUCGAAUGUGCCUGGCGCUAUGAUCUCGUUCAAGUACUACGUUGAGGUUGUUGUUGACAUCCAAGGGAAGCUGACGGGUCUGGACCGAUUGGUGUCAAACGCUGGGGUAGUCACUGUUCCAACCUCGACAAACAGCACACCGGGCGGGGCCGGACGAGACGAAGCCGCAAGCAAUACGUUCUCGACCUGGGGCGGCAACUUUGUCGACACAGAUGGCAUCCGACGAGAAAAGGGUGUCAUCUCUUCACUGUUCGAGGUCGUCGUGGGCACAAAAGACAGCGAGCGGAGUGGCAAGCGGAAACAGGUCCAAGCUCUACCCUCCAAUGGCCAUGACGGCGUUCAUGAGAUACCCUACGGAUCUCACGAUGAAGAGAACAUGUAUGGCGAGCACGACCAUUACGACUACGGUUACGACGAGCACGGUCAGUACUACGGCGACUAUGGCUACGAUCCAGCAUACUACGAAGUCCCUGGAUACACCGAUCAUGGCGCAAAUGGAAACCAUUCCCACCAUGUUCCACCAGUACCAGCGCAAGAAGAGGAAGGUCUGUCAGAGAAGGAACGACUACGGCGAGCAGAAGCCCUGCUGUUACCGUCAGCACCUCCUGGCGCUGCUGACGGUCCUUCAACACCCGGCGGCGCAGUUCAACACGGCAUUCCCGCCUCCGCGCCAAUUCUCCCAGAAGAUGACGAACUCAACCUCUCGUACCCACCCGAGGCAUCAUCAUCCUCCUCCGCACCAUCCCAUCCCCCACCACCCUUCCGCGCCGCAACAGAAUCAUCACUCCCAUACCGAGCCCCCCUUCCCCCAUCAAUACGCCGCACCGCGACCGAAGACCUACCCCAGACCCUCGCCACAGGCUCCUCCCUCACCAUCAACGCGCAAACACCUUCUGCUCCACCAGGCACAAAUGGCAACGGCGCCGAACAGCACUCCAAACCCCUGCCACUCCUGCCACCGCAGUCUCCAGGCGCAGCACCAAACUACUUCCCUCCAUCUUCGCACGUGCAAGCCACAGACGAUAAACAGGAGAUGCAGCGGCGGAGGCUGGAGAUGGAGAGCAGCGCGCCCCCCCCUGCAGAGGGGGGCGAGAGCUCACAGGCGCCGUCGAGACCGCCUGUCAACGGGUCCAGUCGCGCUCCUGCUCGCUUUGCUCCCGGGCAUCUGGCUCCGAGCGCGCCGAUGCUGGAUGAGGAUGAUGAGGAGCUGGCGGCUGCUAUUGCGCCGAUUCGGAUUCGGGCUGAGAGACCGCGUAGUGAGGCGUUGCCUGAGUACCAGCGAUGA